Cynara cardunculus var. scolymus (artichoke) is the source of this 684-nucleotide messenger RNA. RefSeq lists its product as uncharacterized. The record is from RefSeq and is a predicted model, not a curated record. The coding region runs from base 117 to 506 and encodes 129 amino acids. NCBI's taxonomy places the organism in Eukaryota, Viridiplantae, Streptophyta, Magnoliopsida, Asterales, Asteraceae. The transcript has 4 exons.
UCUUGUUUCUUCCUCUUAGCCUUAGAUUAUGUGCAUGUACAUGUUAAUUGAUGAUUUUGGUUCUUUGAAUUUGGAAAGUGUAUCCAAAGGUAAAGGUAAAGGUAAAGGUAAAGGUGAUGGUGAGACAAGAAGAACAACUACCAGAGCUUCACAUCCAGUCUCUCUCUUUAUAUCAUCAUCAUCAUCCAUCUAAGUCUCCAGAACAUAAUGAUGGUCACACCUACACACCACCAUUUGUGAGGGUUUCUAAGUCUCAUAUCUCCACUUCAGACGCAGGCCACAACCUCAACACAAAAGUAAAUACCAACAAACCAACUUCACUCCUGUUGCGACCACGAGCUGUUUUAUCAAGUCCAGAAAAUGAUGCAAUGCAUGCAACCAAAAACAAAACAGAAACACAUCAUUCAGGUUUCAAGAAUCAUAAUUUGCGUCAAAACAGGCAUGUCAAGUGCAACAAGUCUUAUCAACUUGAAAACAAGAACAAAAGCAGCUCAUGGGAACAGUGAGGAAUAAAAUUGUUCAUCGUUCAAGGUUAUAGAGACUCAACAAAUCAAUUAUAUGUACAAUUAGAAAGUAGAAAAUAUAUAUGUUCUGAUUUUUCUUUCUUUUGUAUUGGCAUUCUAGUUUUAAGGGUAAUUUUAUGUUGUUCCUGUUCCAGAGAAAAAGAUCCUACUUUCUUUUUUA